This is a messenger RNA of Brienomyrus brachyistius, 2944 nucleotides long. RefSeq names its product LIM homeobox 2a (gene lhx2a). Lineage: Eukaryota; Metazoa; Chordata; Actinopteri; Osteoglossiformes; Mormyridae. Gene Ontology annotation, cellular component: nucleus. Gene Ontology annotation, biological process: regulation of transcription by RNA polymerase II; neuron differentiation. The transcript has 6 exons. Gene Ontology annotation, molecular function: DNA-binding transcription factor activity, RNA polymerase II-specific; RNA polymerase II transcription regulatory region sequence-specific DNA binding. The record is from RefSeq and is a predicted model, not a curated record. The coding region runs from base 457 to 1608 and encodes 383 amino acids.
UUUACACGCAAAACUCCUCCUCCCCAAUUAUACAGAAAGAAGGGAGGGGGGCUUAAAAAAUAAGAAAACAGCUACGUUUCAGCCAUUCCGAGCACGGCGACCUUCCCUUACACGCUGGCGUUUAUUUAUGUGUAUAUUCAGGAUGCUAAUUUAUGAUUUGUUUGAUUUUUCUUAUUAGAAGUAAAAUAUGAAAAAGCUGGACUCGCGACACAGCCGACAGAUUGGAGCUGCAAUCUGUGUCGUGUUCUUCUUAAUACAGUGACAAAUUGUCAGAAAAAAACUGACAGAAACAAAGACACGCUCCUGCCAAGUGCAUCAUUCAUUGUUGUUUUUCUACUGUUACUUUGGGAAUAUUUUGGCACAGUUUGUCAUUGUUUGUUGCCUUGAUGAAUUUCUGCUUUUUGGGGGCUGACGGUUCAGGAGAACCAGCGUAACAUCCAUCCAUCAGCCGCCGAGAUGCUUUUCCACGGCCUUCCCGGAGGUGAAGUGCAUGGUGUCUGUGAGAUGGAGCGGAGAGGAAAGAAUGAAUCUAGCGCGGUCAGCUCGGCCAUAGACAUGGGAGAAACCGACAGGAAUAUGAGCCCGGUGGACGGCGAGCGAGCAGCUCUCUGCGCCGGCUGCCGGGGGACAAUCUCCGAGCGCUAUUAUCUGCUUGCCGUGGACCGACAGUGGCAUAUGAGCUGCCUGACGUGCUGCGAGUGUAAGCUGAAGCUGGAAUCCGAGCUCACCUGCUUCAGCAAGGACGGCAGUAUCUACUGCAAAGAGGACUAUUACAGGAGAUUCUCGGUGCAGCGCUGUGCGAGAUGCCAUCUUGGGAUUUCCGCCUCGGAGAUGGUGAUGAAAGCUAGAGACCUGGUUUAUCACCUGAACUGUUUCACCUGCACAACCUGCAGUACAAUGCUGACGACCGGCGACCACUUCGGCAUGAAAGACGGCUUGGUGUACUGCCGCCUCCACUUUGAGGCGCUCGUACGCGGGGAAUACCAGGAACCUUUUGAUCAAGUGGACGUGAUCUCCGGUAAAACCGGCCCAAUGCCCUCGGGGGUCCCGUAUUAUAACGGGACCGUACAGAAAGGACGCCCGCGGAAAAGGAGAAUCCCCCCAACAAGUGGUGACCUGGCCAAGUACAGCGCAGCACUGAGCUGCAAUGAGAAUGAGUGCGAUCCCCUUGACAGCGACGGCCACUACGGAACGUGCCAGAAGUCCAAGCGAAUGCGGACGUCUUUUAAGCAUCACCAACUGCGUACCAUGAAGUCCUAUUUCUCCAUGAACCAUAAUCCCGACGCCAAGGACCUGAAGCAGCUGGCACAGAAGACAGGCCUGAGCAAGCGUGUGCUGCAGGUCUGGUUCCAGAAUGCCCGCGCUAAAUUCCGGAGGAACCUUCUCCGGCAGGAGAACGGCAUAACGGAGGUGGCUUCAGAGGGGUCCAUGCUGCCAGGCGGGUCGCCCGCGGGGGUCGCCUCUGAGAUCUCCAACUCUUCCAUGAGCCCCGUGAGCACAGCCUCCACCUUGACAGACCUGACUGCCAGCACCCCCAUGCUGAGCGACGGCUUGGACCUCCACCCAGCCAGGAGUCCCACCCGGACCGGCCUCACAAGCCUAUUCUGACGUCACGUUGAGCCUCCUGGUGCAUCCAUAUUUACAGAAAAAUGCCUUAAACAGGUCCCUGGAAGCUGGAUAGGGGGAUUCUGAAACUUAGAAAAGGGCAGUAUUUUGUUCUUUUUGAGAAAAGAGUAGACUUUAUUGUUUUUGUUUUAAUUUUCAGCAUGUUUACAGUGGAAAGACAGAACCGUGUGAUAUCGAAGCAGCUUUUUGUUCGGACCACAGUCUUGGCAUAGGGUGGUUCAAGCUCAGCGUGUCAUGUAUUCAACGAAACCGUCCUUAUUGCCAGAAACUCCUCUGGAGUGUCAUGUGACUGUUAUGUGCCUUUAUACGCGCCUGCCAUGGAGUCCUUCCAUGCUCUGUCCCUUUAGAGACAGUGACACUCUUGAAUGUUCACACUCAGAUUUGCGCUGAUGUCUGCACCUAAACUGUUGGGGGGGGGGUCUCAGGUCUGUCUGACCAUUCCCUGUGUUUAUUUCACAUGGCUGCUGUAGUGUGCUGUGGACUGUGGAUGCUGUCCUGUCCUUCCUUGUGUCCCCAAAACCAAUUCAAAACUGAAAUGGCUCUCGUUGGCAUCCGAGUCUCCCUCGGCAGUCAGGAUGGUCUUCAGAGGGUCAGUAACAGCAUCCCCCGCUGAUCCAGCCACAGCUCAACACCCCCACCAUGUCUAAAGCUGCUGCUGCAGAAUCAAAAUUCACAUUCCUUUUCUUGGCCAAGCACAGUUUCAUGUACAACGAGUUUGUCUUGGCAGUAUUGAUACAUUCAGAGAGAGCAUAAAAUAAUGUGUACAAGUUCCCAGAUAAAUGUGGAAGUUCAAAUACGGCCUAGAUCCAAGUUCUGAAAUAAAUAAUGCUGUGCAUUCAGUACAGCUGUGCAUGUUUAUGUGCAAAAGAGUGAACCACUUCGCCUUACACCCUCACGCCAAACUGGGGUCAGCAUGCAUUUCCACAAGCACGCGGGUUUCCUGAGGGACACUGAGCCAGACCCAGGAUGCUCCAAGCCAGCUGCUAGCUCACACCCCUGCGCUCCUGCGGACCAGCACUAUCAGCAGGGGGCAGUGUUGGGUCCCAGUCAGCAGGUCCGCUCUCAAACUGGGUGAGCAUGUCGAUGUCCUCAAAAAAUGAAGCCGCCAGGAUGGAGCUGCAGGAUUCUGUGGAAUCAGGAAAGAUCAUUCGGCUGAUUCCUCCUUCAUGUCGUUGUUCAGGGAAAAGCUACGUAAAGGACUAAAUAAUAAUAAUGAGGUUUUUAAUCAUGAGGAGCAUUGGUAAAGCGCUUUGAGACAAUGUUGUGAACAAUACUGUUGUAAAAAUGCGCUAUACAAAUAAAAUUGAAUUGAACUGAA